AUGGCGGACGCUGACGCCGCGCCGCCAACGCCGCCUCGGGAGGUUGUAGCCCCCGAGGAGCUUCCCACGGCCGCCGAAUCCGCCGUCGCCGCGCAGGAGGAGGAGGAGGCCGCGACGGCCGAAGUCGAUAACAAGCGGAAGCUGGAGGAGGUCAGCGCCGACGCGGAGGCGAACGGCACCGGCGAGGAUGCCAAGCGCCCGCGCGUGGACGGCGAGCCCGACGCCGCCACAGGGGUUGAACAACAGAACGAUGGGUCCUCCGUGAAUGUGGAGGAGCCCGCAGCUGCGGAGGAUAAGGUUGCUCCGACCGAUGGGGCAGCGAUGGAUGGUGAUAACGGCACGGCCGCUCCUGCUCCGGAUUCGGCUUCUGAUGAGAAGCCGCUUGAAGCAGCAGCUGAAGCUCCCCAGCAGGAAGGUGAUGCAGCAACUGAUGCACAGGAGAUUUCUCGUAAGAUCGAAGUGCCCAACAGCAAGGUUGGUGUCCUUAUUGGAAAAUCUGGUGAGACAAUUAGGAACUUGCAAUCGAGCUCGGGUGCACAGAUCCAAAUCACCAAGGACGCCGAUGUGGACUCAAAUGCCCUGACUCGGUCAGUUGAACUAGUUGGAACCCUUGGAAGUGUUGAUAAAGCAGAGCAGCUUAUUAAGAGUGUCAUAGCUGAGGCUGAGGCUGGCGGUUCCCCUGCCUUAAUAGCUAGAGGAUUUGGAAGUGGACAGCCUGGAUCAGAGCAAUUUGAGAUGACAGUUCCUGAUAACAAGGUUGGUCUCAUUAUUGGAAAAGGGGGUGAGACAAUUAAAGGCAUGCAGACCAAAUCUGGUGCUCGUAUUCAGUUAAUACCCCAACAUCCACCAGAGGGUGUUACAUUGACUGAAAGAAUUGUACGUGUUACUGGGAAUAAGAAGCAGAUUGAAGUUGUAAAGGAUUUGAUCAAGCAAGCUAUGAAUCAGACAUUUUCAAAGCAUACAAACCAAUCUGGCGGAUAUGGUCCACAAGGUUACCGCCCUCAGGGUCAUGGUGCAGGUUCUCAGUGGGGGCCACGUUCUCAGAAUCAUGGCUAUGGAUACCCACCUAGAGGUAUGCCUCCACCUCAAAACUACAACGCACCCUACGGUGGCUACCCGCCGCAGGGACCACCAAGAGGUGGCAUGGGCUGGGACCAGAGGCAGGGCCCUCCACCCCAUCCUUCGUACCAGGGUGGUGGUGGUUCUGACUACUACAAGCAGGGAUCUCAGCCAUAUGAUAGCCAGCCACCAAGCUACCCUCCUGGGCCAGGGAAUUACAACAGUUAUGGGCAAUCCCAGGGUCCUAACUAUGGCCAACCUCAGUAUCCGCAACAUGCGCCUCAACAGAACUACAGCCAUGGGUAUGGUGAUCCUAGAUACAAUGCUCCCCCUCCGAACCAGCAGUACUAUGGUCAGCCACCAAUGGGCCCGCAGCAAGGCUAUCCUCAACAGCCAGAUCCCUAUGCUAGGCCUCCAUACGGUGGACCUGGACAAUGGCCGCCCAGGGGUGCUCCGGCUGCAGAUGGCUCCUACCAGGCGCCACCUGCAUCUUAUGGGCCGCCGUCUCAGCAGCCUCCUGCUUAUGGGCAAACAUACGGUGCAGCAACUGGACCUGAUGGGUAUGCGCAACAGGGUUACCCACAGCAGGGUGGGCCAGCACCAGCUCAAUAUGGUCAGAGUGCACCAGCAGCUCCAGGCUAUCCUCAGCAAGGCACACAGCAAGGUAGCUAUGUACAUUACCCGCAGACCCAACCAGGAUAUGGUGAUCAAGCAGCUCAAGCUAAUGCGAACUAUGGGUACCAGGGAGCUCCAGCAGAUCCUAACUAUGGAAGUGCGUACCCACAGCCAGGAUAUGGUCCUCCUGGUCAGGCAACUGGUCAGGCUGGUUAUGCCUCCUCUGCGCCAGCAGCCGGCCAGCCUGCGUAUGGCCAGGCAGGAUACACACAGCCAUCUACAAAUCCUCCAAGUUAUGAUCAGUCUGCAGCACCAGCAGCGACUCAGAGCGGCUAUGCUGCACCCCCUGCAAAUCCACAGCAGCCUGCUGCAGCAAAAGGGGUCUCGCCACAGCCUGCUGCUGCUGGAUAUGGUGCUGGUGGGCAGUGGACAGCAUGA
Messenger RNA from Miscanthus lutarioriparius, 2112 nucleotides. Lineage: Eukaryota; Viridiplantae; Streptophyta; Magnoliopsida; Poales; Poaceae. The record is from the annotation of a GenBank genome assembly.